AUGUCCUUAGAAGACAUAGUCAAAAGCCUUGCCACUAACACUCAAAGUUUUCAGCAAGAAACCAAGGCAAGCAUCAAGAAUCUUGAGCACCAAAUGGCACAACUUGCUACUUCAGUUAGUAGGUUGGAAUCUCAAGGAAAGUUAGCUGCCCAAACUGAGAAAAACCAAAGGCACAAUGUAUGUGCUAUCACAUUGAGAGGUGGAAAGAGUUAUGAUGACCCACCAAUAUCGGUUGAUCAAGAAAAAGAAGAGGAGAUAGUGGUGAAUAAGUCAAGUAAUGAGGAGGAAAAUAAAGAAAAAUCCAACAAAAAGAAGCUUGCCACCACCGAAGUCAAAUAUACUCCAGUCGCUCCAUUUCCUGAAAGAUUGGUGAGCACAAAGAAAGAACGAGAGGAGAGUGAGAUCAUGCAAAUGUUUCAGAAAGUUCAUGUCAAUAUCCCACUCCUUGAUGUCAUCAAACAGGUACCUAGAUAUGCUAAGUUCUUAAAGGAACUUUGCAUAUCUAAAAAGAAACUUAAAGGAACAUUGAGCAAAACCGGUGUAAUCAUUCAACUUGCUAACCGGUCGAUAGUACACCCAAAAGGUGUGCUAGAGGACGUGUUAGUUCAAGUCAAUGAACUUAUUUUCCCAGCUGACUUUUAUGUUCUAGUUAUGGGAGAUGAUGACUCCCCAAAUUCAAGUUCCAUACUUUUGGGUAGACCUUUUCUUAAAACAACAAAAACCAAAAUUGAUGUCUACAAUGGAACUUUAUCAAUGGAAUUUGAUGGGGAGGUCAUUAACUUCAAUAUUAUUGAAGAGAAGAGGUACCCAAAUGAUGAGAUUCCAGAAAAACUCAAGUUGGAUAAAGAGAUGUUGGUAAAUGUGGAGUUUAUAGAUGAAAAGAAGAACAUAAGGUUCCACGAAAUGGGUAUUCACCAAAAGCUAAAGAUCCAAGAAUUAGAGGAGAUUAAAAAUGAAGCAUUUGAGAGCUCACACAUCUACAAGGACAAGACCAAAGCAUUCCAUGAUAAGUACCUCUCCCGUAAGAUCUUUGAGAUUGGUCAAAAGGUAUUACUCUAUGACUCUCGUUUUAAAUGGUUUUUCGGUAAGUUACGGUCCCGGUGGAUUGGACCGUUCAUUGUUACUAAUAUAUUUGAUCAUGAUGCAAUUGAGAUUAAGAGUAACAAAACUGGAAAAGUAUUCAAAGUUAAUGGUCAUAGGUUAAAGGUCUUCUAUGAAGGUUUCCGAGAGAAAGACAUGGAGGUUGACAGCUUGGAAUGCCCAGACUACAUUGAGUGA
Molecule: messenger RNA, 1278 nt
Organism: Lactuca sativa (garden lettuce)
Lineage: Eukaryota; Viridiplantae; Streptophyta; Magnoliopsida; Asterales; Asteraceae
Source: RefSeq, a predicted model, not a curated record